Nicotiana attenuata is the source of this 1969-nucleotide messenger RNA. RefSeq names its product probable strigolactone esterase DAD2. NCBI's taxonomy places the organism in Eukaryota, Viridiplantae, Streptophyta, Magnoliopsida, Solanales, Solanaceae. The record is from RefSeq and is a predicted model, not a curated record. The transcript is spliced from 2 exons. Bases 180 to 983 code for a protein of 267 amino acids.
UUUUCCAUCACACAACUUCUACCCAACAGAAAUUGGCCAAAUAUUAAACAAACGAGAAAAAAAAAAAAAAAAAAAGAGUACAAAAGUUUGAGUACUGUCUUUGGAGUUUCUAAGCCCCUACAAAAACCCAAAACAUAUUCUUCAUUUUUCCUCCAAUAAAAAAGAAGGCAAACUCAAAAAUGGGUCAGACACUUUUGGAUGCUCUGAACGUACGAGUCGUAGGUUCAGGUGAGAGAUUUUUGGUGUUAGCUCAUGGCUUUGGAACAGACCAAUCAGCUUGGAAUCGAAUUCUUCCAUUUUUUCUCCGAGAUUACCGUGUUGUCCUUUACGACCUUGUCUGUGCCGGCAGUGUGAAUCCUGAUUUCUUCGAUUUCCGACGUUAUACUACUCUUGACCCUUAUGUCGAUGACCUUCUUCAUAUUCUUGAUAAUCUUGGUAUUGAUCGUUGUGCUUAUGUUGGCCACUCUGUCUCCGCCAUGAUCGGAAUUCUCGCCUCCAUUCGCCGCCCUGAACUCUUCUCCAAACUCAUCCUCAUCGGUGCUUCUCCCAGGUUCUUGAAUGAUGAAGACUACCACGGUGGAUUUGAACAAGGAGAAAUAGAGAAAGUAUUUUCAGCAAUGGAGGCAAAUUACGAGGCAUGGGUUAAUGGUUUUGCUCCGUUAGCUGUCGGAGCAGAUGUUCCGGCGGCCGUACGAGAAUUUAGCAGGACAUUGUUUAAUAUGAGACCAGACAUAACAUUGUUUGUGUCAAGGACAGUGUUUAAUAGUGACAUGAGGGGAGUUUUAGGCCUUGUGAAAGUUCCAUGCCAUAUAUUUCAGACAGCAAGGGACCAUUCUGUACCUGCAUCAGUGGCUACGUACCUAAAGAACCACCUAGGUGGUCGGAAUACAGUGCAUUGGUUGAAUAUUGAAGGUCAUUUGCCCCACCUUAGUGCCCCUACUUUAUUGGCUCAAGAGCUUAGAAGAGCUCUUUCUCAUAGGUGAAUCUAUUUCUACGUUGGUCGGACUUUUCAGAAAUGUUGUUGCUCUCGUAUUAGAUCCUCCAAAAAUGUACUAUUUUAAAGGAUUUGACAUGCACCUGAUAGUAUUUCUGAAAAGUUCGAGCAAUAUAGAUCUAUCCCCACCUCCACCUCACCCCAACCCCGACACACAACCAAAUUAAAAGAAAAAAAAUAACCGUGGUUUUUUUAGUUUUUGAAUCUUCAUACACUACGUGGAUUUGAGGAAAAUUUUGGAUUUUUACCAAAUACGAUGUUGAGAGCAUUCAAGAAUAAUAGUCCUUACAAAAAAUGUGAAACACACAAACUAUGCACAAGUUUUGUGAGUUUUCUUUUUGUGCAUUGGGAGUUACUUAAAAUGUGCUUAAAGAUUUUUGUCCCUCAAAAUUUUUGUUGUAAAGACUUAUUUUUACUUUUAUUCAAAAUUUCAUAGAAAAAAGAGAGGAGGUUUUGCUUUUCUUGUUCCAAUUUAGUGUGAGGGAAUAAGGUGAAGGAGGUGGUGACACUAGGCGAAAUGGUAGGCAAGGAUCCAUUAUUAUUAUUAUUAUGAGAUAUGAUUAGCCAAAAAAGAUAGGAUAAGAAUCUGCACAUGAAUUUCACGUGAUGAGAGUCCCUCCCCACUAUACCAUUUCCUCUUUCAUCUUUAUAUAUUUUGGCAUUUUGGGUUGUUUUUUCAACCCCACUUUUGUUUUUCUUGCAAAAGUCAUGUGGUCCAAGGCAGAAGUAUCUGUCCUUUUUAGAAUUUUGAGAUAGGCCAAAAUUAUGGCUCUUAGAGUACGGUAGUAUAUUGUUCUAUUAUAAAGGACCUGGCUGAUCAAGAUUUGAACGGAUAAAAUUGUACACUAUUGUCAUUGUUUGCCAAAUCAAUUUUAAUAUCUGAUUUUUAAGCAAGUUACGUAGUGGUAGUACUUUUUUUGUAAUUCAAGAAACAUAGGUGUGUGAAGUGUAUAUACAAGAUUGGUUUUGAGAGAA